GCAAACAACUUCAGAGUUCAGUUCUGCUGCAAAAGGAUAAACCACAAGAUUCUUUCAUUGGCCUGAGAAUUUCCAAGAUGUCCUACAACAUGACAGAGCCUGACUAUGACUAUGAAGAUAAUCAUUGGCAGAUAGAGGAAACCAGAGCAAAUGCUGUGUUUUUCAAUGGCAUCAGGAUGCUGUACAUUAUCUCGUACUUUAUUAUUUGCUCCUUGGGUGUGACCCUCAACUCUUACGUGAUCAUCACAGGUUUGAAGGGUAAGUUUCAGAAGUCUACCACCCGUGUGUGGGUCCUGGCACUGGCCAUGACGCACUUGGUCUUCUCCUCAUUCUUGAUGCUGCAGCUCUUGUACGCAUGGCAUCAUUUCAACUGGCACUUUGGAACAGCUCUUUGCAAGCUCUCAUCCUACAUUACCUAUGCCAGCAUGUUCUCCACGGGUGCUCUGCUGAGCCUGUGGAGUGCCAGCAGCAGGUGCCCAAAAGGCACUAGAUGUGGCAGCCGUGGCCCAUCCACAGUCCUGGUAAUGGUUAUAUGCUCCUGGACAUUCGGAGUGCUUGUCAGCAGCCCAUCUCUGCUCUACCGAGAGCUUCACAGCACAGAGAUCGGAGUGCAGUGCAUCGAUGACUACGAUUCAGGCAAAGAGAGCGCAACACCCGAUGGAGUGAAAAAAAUGACCACUGUUCUUCUCAGCAGGCUCGUGCUGGGCGUUUUGGUUCCUAUGCUUGUGAUGGGAGCCAGUGCAUGUCUGGUACGACCACUGGAUCACAAUCUGAAGAGUUGCAAGCGAAUCAUUUGUGCUAUAAAGGUUGGCUACUUCAUCUGCUGGACGCCCCUGCUUGUUCUGAGGCUCGUUAAGGUAGCUGAAGGAAGCCCUUUCGCAUACGCAUUACCAGCAACCACUGUGCUCGCUGCAGCUCAUUGUUUCAUCAACCCUGUGAUCUAUCUGUUAGUGGGAUGCAAAAUUAGUAUGGACUGGAUGUCAAAGGAACCAAGAGCCCACGAAAAUCAAUCUGGUGAAUGCAUGCAUGCACUAAAUGGCAAGGAGUAACGGUGUACAUCUGGAAAACAGACUGUCAGAUGCUGAGGUACUGACUUUAAUCAAUGAAUCUCUGCCAAAAGAAAAUGGGAAAACAAGGAUGUUCCAACAUUCCAAGGGAUUCCCAAGGGUUACUUUUCUUUCUCAACAAGUUCAAGGCCAGAGGAACAUUAGAAUUAUCAGGCAUGAGUACCAAACCUUGGUCAUUUUCUACUUUGUAUGAAAUGUUGCACAAAUGUCAGUAAAAAUAAGUCAAAGGCCCACCAUACCAAUAAUGCAUGAAAAGAGAUUUGUUAGCACUGGAAAGAUUUCAGUAUUCCUGCAGGAAUGGAUAGAUCUUGUUUUUGCAUGUAAUGCAAAUGUCAAAGAACACCCUUUGAAUUAUUUCCAUUCAAAACAGCCAUUAAGUGCAAGUUAUUGAUUUUUUAGCUUUGGGAACUAAAUAGGAAACACAUAUUUGAUAAAUUAUUUUACAGAAACCUACUUUUUUCAGUAUGUAGUGUCCACAUUCAGCUUCCAUUCUUUUCAGGAGACUCGUGUUCAGUUUUUCAAAACAAAACUGCAGGGAUAUUUUUUUACAGGUCCAAAGUUCAGGUUGGUUGCUUUUUUCUGCUUCUCACAAUCCAAGUAACCCCAGUUACAAAUUGAGACUUAUUAGUCCAAGUAGUCAGUCUUGUUCAGUUAUUUCUCAUGUCUCCUGUUUUUGUGUAAUGUUCUACUAAAUAUGUUUUCUAACUUAAUACUACAGAGCCCUGCUGGUGACAUUCAGUAUUAAUAAAAAUAAUGCAUGGCCACAACUUAGUAAACUGUGGGAAUUAAAUAAUUAAGUGGUGGCCACGACUUAAUAAAGUGUGGGAACGAGAUCCUAAUACAUGGCCACAACUUCGUAAGGCGUGGGAAUUAGUUAAUAAAGCCUUGACCACAGCUUAAUAAGGCAUGAUCUUGUUCUCAUGCCUUACUAAGUCAUGGUGGUGACUUAUUAUUUUGUUCCCAUGACUUACUAAUUGAAGCCACGCAUUAGGCUCUCUUUCCCAUGCUUUAAUAUGGCGUGGUCAUGCAUUAUUUUUAUUUAUAUGGUAUAAGCCAUCAACCGGAAGGUAGCAGGUUUAAAUCUCACAAAUUAAAAAUUUCCCUUGUAGGACCAAUAAAGUACAUAACAUUACAUAACAACAUGCAUACGAAAAUGAUUCAUUUGGUAAGAGCAAAUUAAACAAGUUUAUUCAACUCACAUACACACUUUGACUGAAACAAACCCAAAGCAAAAUUUUAUCUUAGAUGACCAAAAGCAAUACUUUACAUCAGUGCACACCUCAAAACACCUUCAAAUCAACUUCUGUUACACUUUUUUACCAUGUGUAGUGGACAAAGGUAGCAUUUGUGAUAUCAAGUCUGGUCACCAAGUUGGUUGAGUAUUCUGGCUAGCAUUAGCUAGCUGCAAUACAUUUGUUUUACAAAUAAAGUUAAUGUCUGCUUAAAAGUUGUCUAACAUCCAGCUAUAAAUUGUAAAGCUAGAACUUUUAACAAACAUCAGAAGGAUGAGAUUAUCCUCUUGUCUUAUGCUUGCUCUGGUGUAGAUCAGCUUAUAUAGUGUAAAUGAUGAAUAUCAGAGGUGCACGUGAAAGCAGUCAGAAAGAAACUCUACAUUCUCCAUUCACUUUUCCAAAAUUCCCAAAUGAAAGUGAUCUACAAAUCCUCUCACUUUAAGAUGUUUUGCCUGUUUUUGUUUUAGUUAGCGGUGCGAAGAAAAAAAAAUAAUAAACAAUCCAAAAAACAAAUCCAAAAAAUCCAAAGAACACACUGUGCCACAGCCAGUGAUUUUUUGUGUUGUUUAUUCAUGUUAUGUUCAACGUUUUAUGGCCAACGUAAUAAAAGGUGUAUUUUUUAAGAAAUUCAAAACAACCUAGUAGGUUUUAGUGUGUACUAAAAACCUAGUGUAUCUGCUCUGAGAUAUUCUGAGGUAUUCUGCAAAAUACAAACAUAUUCUGAGCCUUAUGUGCAAGAGUUUUACGCUUAGCACUGUGAACGUUAUAAUGAGUAAUGAGGUACACUGGAAGUCAUUUUCAGAUAGCAAACUGGGGCUGAUUUUUAUUUACAUAUAAGUAUUCAGACCUAAGAUAGUUAUAGAUUGUUAGUAUUUAACCUCAGUGAAUUACUUGAGAAAAUAACAGACUACAUAGGUACAAAAUCAUCAUUUAUAGGGUACAUUCCUUUGGAAGGUGACUGUCCCAAACCCUAACCCCUAAAUUUCAACAUGAGAAAAUAUUUUUUUUGCACUUUAUUUCUUUUCAAGUGACAUUAAAAUAUUUAGAUUCAACAUGACUUUAAUUAAAAAAAUGAAAAUAAAAACUUAGCCCAUAUUUUAUCCACACCCCUGCAUUUUAGAGCAGGAACUGGGACUGCAUCCUUUUGAAAAAUUUGGUACUGAAAGUUUUAGUAGUGUUAUGGCUGUUUUUGGUAGUGACAAAAUGGAAUGGUCAAUGGAUAAUUUUGAUAAACAUAAUUAAGGUAUAGGAUCACUCAAAGAUUUUAGUCUAAGGUCCAAGUUGGUUAAAAAUAAUUGGAGAUUUUGGAGAUUAUACCUUUCAUUAAAAAAUAAUCUUCUGACGGAGGUUAAUAUAACUGCAUAUUUUUCCGAGUAAUUUUGGAUCAUUGGUCCACUGAUCAUAAACUUUGACACAAUGCAAAGGUUUUUGCCCAACAGCAAUGAUGUAUAUAUACAGUAUUGUCCAGCAUUCUAAGAAAUAUGCAGGGAUAUUUUCCCACACCACCAAACUUGAAAAUUGAAAAUUGAAAAUUGGUUGGUUCUCAUGAAAUCUGUGCACUCCUUAACACAUUCAGUGGUUGGAAUUCUUCUCCAGGCUUUCUCCACACAAAGACUCUAUCAUCAGUUUAAUGUUGUGAUAAGUGUCUCAAAAACAAGUAUCAUUUUGUUGAACGUUUUAUUAAGUAUCCUAAAGAAUUGAUCAAUGGUUAAAGUGUCCAAAUACUUUUGGAACCAAUGGAUACUUAUACAUGUGUUAUGGCUGCCAAACGAUUCCAAUUAUUAACUGUGAUUCCAUGAUAUUACGUAGUCAAUCACAAAUUUGACCAUAAAGAAAGAUUUUUGUUGUAGCUGUAUGAGUAAACAAAAUAACCUUCAUCUGAAUGUGUUUAUUACUUUCAGUUAUUCAAUAAACUGAUUGUCAUCAUGUGAAAUAUGUAAUAUAUCACUUUCAAAAUCAAUUUUAAAAGGGAAUUGUAUGUUUAGACUUCAUUCCUAUUUCUGUGUUCUAUAUCAGUCCACCACUAGAGGUCAGUAGUCUGAGGGGAAAGUCCAUUUCAGUACGUUCUGUAUUGCCUGUGUACUCAUAUGUGACAUGUAUGCAUCUAUGUUUUUUUUCUCUACAGUGCAAUAUUAUAUUGAAUUAUAUGCUUUACAGGAAUAAAUAAAGUACAUUUUA
Messenger RNA from Colossoma macropomum (tambaqui), 4477 nucleotides. Its product is annotated as chemokine-like receptor 1. The record is from RefSeq and is a predicted model, not a curated record. Gene Ontology annotation, cellular component: plasma membrane. Gene Ontology annotation, molecular function: G protein-coupled receptor activity; complement receptor activity. NCBI's taxonomy places the organism in Eukaryota, Metazoa, Chordata, Actinopteri, Characiformes, Serrasalmidae. Gene Ontology annotation, biological process: inflammatory response; complement receptor mediated signaling pathway; positive regulation of cytosolic calcium ion concentration. The transcript has 2 exons. Bases 78 to 1049 code for a protein of 323 amino acids.